GCCGUCAUGUGACUCCAGCAUGGCGGUGUUUGCAGAUUUGGACCUGCGAGCGGGCUCGGACCUGAAGGCGCUGCGCGGGCUCGUGGAGAACGCCGCUCACCUUGGCUAUUCAGUUGUUGCCAUCAAUCACGUUGUUGAAUUUAAGGAAAAGAAACAGGAAAUUGAAAAACCAGUCGCUGUUUCAGAACUCUUUACAACUUUGCCAAUUGUACAGGGAAAAUCAAGACCAAUAAAAAUUUUAACUAGACUGACAAUUAUUGUUUCGGAUCCAUCUCACUGCAAUGUUUUGAGAGCAACUUCUUCGAGGGUCCGGCUGUAUGAUAUUGUUGCAGUUUUCCCAAAGACAGAAAAACUUUUUCAUGUUGCUUGUACACAUCUAGAUGUGGAUUUAGUCUGCAUAACUGUAACAGAGAAACUACCAUUUUACUUCAAAAGACCCCCUAUUAAUGUGAGUAUAGAGCAGGGUCUGCUUAACACAUUAAGUUUUGAACUUGUCUACAGCCCAGCUAUCAAAGACUCCACAAUGAGAAGGUAUACAAUUUCCAAUGCCCUCAAUUUGGUGCAAGUCUGCAAAGGAAAGAAUGUAAUUAUAUCUAGUGCUGCAGAAAGGCCUUUAGAAAUAAGAGGUCCAUAUGAUGUGGCAAACUUAGGGUUGCUGUUUGGACUCUCUGAAAGUGAUGCCAAGGCUGCAGUGUCUACCAACUGCCGAGCAGCGCUUCUCCACGGAGAAACUAGGAAAACUGCUUUUGGAAUUAUUUCCACCGUGAAGAAACCUCGGCCAUCGGAAGGAAAUGAUGAUUCUCUUCCAGCUUCCAAAAAAGCCAAGUGUGAGGACUGAAAAGAUCUCCCAGGCUCUGUUGACACUCCCAUCUUCCCUUUCAUAGUCCACCAGCCACAACAGAAAUCAAACCUCUGCACAAUUUGCUGUUUUCACGUGGAGCUAGAAAUCGGUAGUCUCUAAAAACGAUUUUAUAUUCAGGCGUUUAAACUAACAAAAGAAACCGGGUGAAGCACUUAAGAAAAGACUGAGCUAGAUGAAUUUUGAGAUAGUGUAAGAGAAAACAGAGUCUAGCUUAUAUUCUUGGUGUAAUUGAUAAAAAUGCCAGGUAUAAUUAAAUUAGAUGUUUCGUUAUUUCAA
Messenger RNA from Myotis brandtii (Brandt's bat), 1138 nucleotides. RefSeq names its product ribonuclease P/MRP 30kDa subunit (gene RPP30). Gene Ontology annotation, biological process: tRNA processing. Gene Ontology annotation, cellular component: nucleolar ribonuclease P complex. The coding region runs from base 20 to 838 and encodes 272 amino acids. The record is from RefSeq and is a predicted model, not a curated record. The transcript has 12 exons. Lineage: Eukaryota; Metazoa; Chordata; Mammalia; Chiroptera; Vespertilionidae. Gene Ontology annotation, molecular function: RNA binding.